GGGAGGGCAUAAAUGCCCCCUUCCUCCACCUCAGCGGCCGCUGUAACUGGGAGGCUCCCCCCCAGUGACCGAGGAAGACUCAGUCAAGCAGGAGGAGUCCGACAUCCUCGAUGUCUCCGGCUGCUCCAGGGUAUCUGUAACAAUGUAAGACCUCCCCUCCACCCCGUCUCCUUCAUUCAAGGAUAGCUGAGACGAUCUCAGCUUUCUCCACCUGCCCGCAUCCCUAAGAAGUUUACUUGGUGAUUUCCUUUUGGACACGUUAUAGCUGGUCGCCAUAAUCGGUCCUCUGAAUCAACCUUUGUAUGAGUAACUUGUAUGUCACACACUCCUUCCGUGGAGUGUGACAUGUUCUUUUUCUGUACUUGCAUGGGAUGCAGACAGGUGUUUGGUGUUCACAAUUCCUCUUGUCGUGGCCCUCCCCGCCACAGUUGUUACAGACUGGGUUCUGAAAGCUACAGUAUUUGGCGACGUGGCCAUAAUCCUGACACUUCGUACAUUUAGCAAGAGCCGUAUAAUCUUUUACUGAGACUGAAUUGUAUCCAAUGUACAAUCUAUUGGUUUUUAUAAUUUCUUUUCUUGCCCGCGCCGUGUGCCGCCUGGCAGGGGUGAUGAACCCGUCCUCACCAGGGUGGCGCAUGGCAGGAGGCCCUGUGGAGGGCCGCGGCAGCAGCGGCGGGUCGGGAGGCCUUAGGGGCCUUCUUCCGCGGCCGACCAGUGUCAGAGGCUUGGGAGCGGACAUCAGAGUCGUCAGCCGCGUCAGCACGGCACUUCCGGAGCGCACGAGCAUCGUCAGCGUCACGUCGAUCUGCAUCAGCAAUAGCCUCCGCAAGAUUAGCGUCUGGGCCGUAGGAGCGGCCACGAGAGAACCGACCUCUUGCAUGGCCGGCCCUCGUGGCGCACCCAGUGAGACCGCCGUCGCCAGGGACGCAGACAACGCACCCGGCGAGGCCCCCACCGGCUCAACUGCCUCCUGUCGCCCCGUGCCCGGCAGUGCAGCAGCCUUCCGGAUAUUGCAGUAAGCAAGCACGGCAGCUACGUCGUCCUCACGACCGGGAUAGUCACCCCCAUCCGCAAGCUUGUGCAUGCGAACGAGCAUGCGCUCCUGGGAGCGAGAAAA
Schistocerca gregaria is the source of this 1117-nucleotide messenger RNA. RefSeq lists its product as uncharacterized. The record is from RefSeq and is a predicted model, not a curated record. NCBI's taxonomy places the organism in Eukaryota, Metazoa, Arthropoda, Insecta, Orthoptera, Acrididae. The transcript is spliced from 2 exons. The coding region runs from base 543 to 1019 and encodes 158 amino acids.